GCCAGCACGCAACUCAACUCUCUUCUAGCCUCUUUCCGCCAACAAGAUGAUGUUUUUCAGGAUGCCUUUCUCGGUGCUGUCUAUCUGGCGUCGAGCCACCCGGGCGAUCAUGAUCUCCCGAUGGAUGACUUUAUGUUGACCCUCCAGUCGGUAGGCAUGGAGACCCUGCUGGCGGGACCCGGGGUAGCCGCUGGGCCUUGGGUUUCCGUCAACCUUACCAUCGACCUUCCCCCGGGGCCCUACUUUGUUUUCCAAUACACCGGAGAGGUGUUCCGCGCAUAUCGAAUUUACCCCGAUCAUAACAUGGCCUUUGUCCAAGCCACGAUCAGCGACGAGAAGGGGGGCUUUAUGGCGUUUCCCGCCAUCACGGAGAACGCCAUGACUAAGGAUGUUGCCGUACCCUCCCGUUUGUAUUCGACCCCCACGCGUGAACAGCCUCUGGCGGGCCUGCGGGUGGGAUUUAAGGAUAUCUUCCACAUCAAGGGGCUCCGCACGAGCGGGGGGAGUCGAUCGUACUACUUUCUUUAUGGGCCGCAGAACGUCACGGCGCCGUCCAUUCAACGGCUGAUCGACCUCGGAGCUGUUGUCGUGGGCAAAACCGGCACGGUGCAGUUCUCCACUGGCGAUCGGCCCACCGCCGAUUGGGUCGACUUCCACUGUCCCUUCAACCCGCGUGGGGAUGGAUACCAAGCGCCGGGCGGGUCGUCGUCUGGGUCUGGAGCGGGCAUUGCGUCGUAUGAAUGGUUGGAUCUGGCCGUGGGCAGUGAUACGGGUGGCUCUGUCCGCUCGCCCGCAGCGCUGCAAGGUGUAUACGGGAACCGACCGUCGACGGGGGCCAUCUCGCUCGACCAUGUCCUUCCCCUAUCCUCGCCGCUAGAUACCGCUGGGGUGUUUGCCCGUCACCCGGGACUGUGGGCACGGACCGUGCAGUCGUGGUAUCCAAACUUCGAGCGCAAUUACACGUCGUUUCCGCAGCGACUGUUGCUCGCCGAUGAUGGGUGGGAUGGCGCCGGGAUCGGUCCCCACGCCCAUCAUCUCCUCACCCGUUUCGUGGGCCAGCUGGAGGAGUUUUUGAGGGUGCCACGGACAUUAGUGAACAUCCAGCAGCGGUGGCGCGACACGCAUGCCUCCCCACCUCUUGAGCUUAACGAUCUGUUAAACGAAACCUACGCCAUCCUCACCGCAGUCGACCAAUACAAUCGCCUCGCAAAACCUCUGUUUGCGGACUACGCGGCCAUCCAUGACGGUCGACGCCCCUUCAUCAACCCCGGCCCGCGCUAUCGCUGGCAAUGGGGACAGGACCACGGCGGGGAUGCGGCCUACGAGGUCGCCCUGCGCAAUAUGACAAUCUUCCGUGAAUGGUGGGAGACAAUUGGCUUCGGGCGAUUCGACGAGGCAUCUUGUUCCGAAUCUCUGGUAGUCAGUAUGUUUUCAUCCGGCGAGGUCGACUACCGCGACGAGUACUACGAGUCAACGGUGCAGCCACCGGUCGGCUGGAGUACGGAUUAUGCCUCCGUCAUGGCGGGAGCGCCAGAGGUAGUGGUGCCCCUGGGCGAGAUCCCCUACCAGAGUGCGAUUACCCUCCAUGAGGAGUACCUCCCUGUCACGGUGGCGCUGCAGAUGGCGCGCGGAUGCGACCAUGUCCUAGCUGAUUUGGUAGCCGCCUUGGGCGAGAAGGGUAUAUUGCAGUCUGUAGGGGUCGGGCCUCGUAUGUAUUCUACCUAGGCAGUCGGCCUUGCUGUAAUGCACCGUGACUGUGGUUUCAGCGCUU
This is a messenger RNA of Aspergillus candidus, 1771 nucleotides long. RefSeq names its product glutamyl-tRNA(Gln) amidotransferase, subunit A. NCBI's taxonomy places the organism in Eukaryota, Fungi, Ascomycota, Eurotiomycetes, Eurotiales, Aspergillaceae. The transcript has a single exon. The record is from RefSeq and is a predicted model, not a curated record. Bases 121 to 1725 code for a protein of 534 amino acids.